This is a messenger RNA of Rangifer tarandus platyrhynchus (Svalbard reindeer), 771 nucleotides long. Lineage: Eukaryota; Metazoa; Chordata; Mammalia; Artiodactyla; Cervidae. The record is from the annotation of a GenBank genome assembly.
AUGGAUCCAACGGGCCCUUCUGAGAGCAUUUAUAACCUCAUACCCAGUGACUGGAAGGAGCCUCCACAGCCUCCUAGGUAUGUAUCGAUUUUUAAAGCAACUGUAAAAGAUGACAUGCAAAAAUUUAAAACUGCAAUGAAAACUAUGGGACCAGCAAAACUUGAAGUACCUUCUCCAAAGGAUUUCCUGAAGAAACAUUCAAAGGAAAAAAUUCUACCACCCAAAAAAAAGUUUGAAUGGAAUGAGCGCAGAAAGCCACCUGUGCCAUUGAGGACUGAGCAUCCAGUCAUGGGAAUACAGAGUGAAAAAAAUUUUAUAAAUACAAAUGCAGCUGAUGUCAUUAUGGGAGUGGCUAAAAAGCCUAAACCAAUUUAUGUUGACAAAAGAACUGGAGACAAGCAUGACCUUGAAACUUCAGGGCUGGUUCCGAAGUACAUCAAUAAAAAGGAUUACGGUGUCACACCUGAAUAUAUAUGUAAGCGAAAUGAGGAAGUGAAGAAAGCCCAAGAAGAAUACGAUAACUAUAUCCAGGAAAACCUCAGGAAAGCAGCUAUGAAAAGGCUAUCUGAUGAAGAAAGGGAAGCGGUUCUGCAGGGGCUGAAAAAGAACUGGGAAGAGGUGCAUAAGGAGUUUCAGUCCCUCUCUGUCUUCAUUGACUCCAUACCAAAGAAGAUUCGCAAGCAGAAGCUGGAGGAAGAGAUGAAGCAGCUGGAGCACGACAUUGGUGUCCUCGAAAAGCACAAAGUCAUUUAUAUUGCUAAUAAGAAAUAG